AUGGCUCCGGCUUCCGUCAAACCGGGCGUCAUCAAGGUCUUGUUACUAUAAGAAUUUUUUUUAAAGAUUAUUUGGGAAAUUCGGGAUUUUUUUGGUGUAAAAUGGACGUUUUUGGAGGAUUUUGAACAUUUUUACAGGAUUUUUUUGAAAAAUUUCCAGAAAAUGCGCGAUUUUUUUCAGUGGUAUUUUGAAGCUUUUGCGGUCAUUUUUCAUCAUUUUUUUACGAAAUUUUCCGAAAAUCGAUAGAAAAAUUUGCGAUCUUUUGGUGUAAAUUCGAAAUUUUUGAGAGUGAGCUUUUUUUACAGAGUUUGUUCCAAAAAUUUCUAGAAAAAUCCGCGAUUUUUUUCAUUUUUUUAUUUUUUUAAUUGAAUUUUUUUAGAGGUGAAAAAAAUGGCUCCACAAUUAUUUUUCGAGCUUUUGUCGCUUUGGGGAUUUUGAAUUUAAUUUUUGAAGCCCACUUCUCAAUUUUGUUAUUACAAUCGCUUUGAUGAUAUGAAAUUACACAAAAUUAUAGAGAAAAACUAUAUUUUUGGUCUUUUUCUCGUGGAAAUUGCAUGAAAUUGAGUCUUUUCAGGCUAUUUUGAGCAUAAUUAUAGGCUUUCCGAUUUUUCCAAGAAGAUUUAUUUUUGCCCUGAAAUGGCAGGUUUCACUCGUAAGGUUGUUGUUUAAGAUAGAAAAAAAAAAUAAUAUAUGAGCUCGUUUUUUUUGAAAACUUGAGGUGAAAUUUUCGAAAAAUCAAUUUUAAUAAUAAGAGUUCAGAAAAUGGCUCAGAAAGCUUCAAAAAAAGUAAUUUUCCGAUCCAAAAACGAUCAUUUUUGCAUGAUUUUUAGCGUUUUUCAAGUGAUAAGCUGGGAAUGUAUAGGUAAUAAAACGAUAAGAACAAGUUUUAUGGUUCUUGAGUUUAUUGCUGAUUUUUUGUCAAACGGAACAUUUUUAUCGGGGGUUUUUGAGGCAAAAAAAUAGGAUUUUGGGCAGAAAAAAAGGGAGUUUUUGAGCUUUUUCAAUGGUAUUUUUUUUAUGAAGGAGCUUUUAAUUUUGAAAUUUUGUUGGAAGGUGUUUGAAUAAAGAAGAAAAAAAUCAGUUGAUAAUAAUUUUUUUCGGAAGUUUUAGUAGUGCAAUAGAAAGUUGAGCAGGAAAAAUGGAAUUUUUUUAGCUUUUUUUGAUGGUUUUUUUCAUUGGUCAAAAAGCUUUCGAUAGAGAAGAAAGAUAGGAUAAAAAUAAUAUUUUUUUCAUUUCAAAAUGGCGUUUUCGAGCUUUUUUUAAUUAUUAUUUUUUGAAACUUUGAACUUUUCGAUAGUUUUUUUCUCAAGUGUACUUCAAAUGUUUAAAUUCAGUUGGAAGGACUUUGAAUAAAGAUGAAUAUCAGAGAAUUUUUAUAAUUUUUUUUCUUUGAAGGAUAAUUAAGUAAUUUAAUGAAAAAUUGGGGCAGUAAAAGCAAAUUUUUCUAGCUUGGAUUUUUUUCUUCUCAUUAAUUGGCUUUAUAUCUUCCUUUGGAAUGAUUGAGAAAAUAAUACUAAUUAUCAGUUUUAUUUUUAUGUUUAUGGUUGGAAAUACUUGAGAUAUAGCUGAUCGGCUGGCUUGAGCCAUCGGAAAAAAGGUUCCUGGCACGAUAAGAAAUGAGAUAGUGCUUGAUUGGUGGAGGGCGCAGACAGGCCACGCCCCUUAGCGUCCCAAGUUAUCCGUGAAUCGACUAUAGAGAAGAAAAAUCAGAUAAAACAAUGAUUUUUUUGGUCGUUAAGAUGAAAAUAUUGCAGGACCCAACGAUCGCCGCGUUAUUCAGCAAUAAGGAUCCGGAGUCGCGGUAUCAGGACCUCCGAGAGAUCGGCCAUGGCUCCUUCGGCGCCGUCUUCUUUGUAAGAUUGGGAAAAAAAUGAUUCUUUGUGAAAAAAUGAACAGAAAAUUUGAAAUGAGCUCGAAAAAUCUGGGUAGAAAUGGAAUUUUUUUGGUCGUUUUCAGGCUUAUUUUUUUGAGAAAUACGGCGCCGUUUUCUCUUCUUAUUUUUUUCAAUCAAAUCGUGAAAAAAAUUUUUUUUUGAAAACCAGCUGGAAAAAAUUCGUAGUAAACUCAGAAAAAAACUAGGUAAAAGGGAAAUUUUCGGACGUUUCUGGAUUAAAUUUGCGCUUUUGAAAAUUUCCUAGGCCUUUUUUUAUUUUUUUCAUUACUUUCCUAUGAAAAAAUUUACCAGGAAAUUCCUUUUUUUAUUCUUAAAAAGGACGAGAAAAAUAAGCUCAAAAAAACUGAAUUUAAAGAAGAUUUUUUUGACUGUUUUUCCGUCAUUUUUUUCUAUUCGAAUCGGAAGAAAUUUGACCUUUUCAUGGAAAAAAAGAGCAGGAAAGGCAGUAAAAGCUCAAAAAAAUCUUGGUAGGCAUGUGGUUUUUUUCACGAAUUUUUUUCUGGUUUUUUUAAAAUUGUAAGUUCUAAAUUUCGAUUUUUUUGAGAGCGAAAUUUAGAGAGCGAAAUUCAAAAAAACUACUUCAAAUUGUUGGAAACUUUUGGAAACUUUCAAGUUUUUUUCCAUAGAAAAUGGUUAGUUUUAUUUUUCAGGAAUUCAAAAAUUCACGAUUUCAGGUUAAAAUAAUUGGACAAUUGAAAGAAAAAAAUGCUGCAAGUGAAAAAAAUUAAAAAAAUUAAAAAAACAAUCUCAUUUUUUUCGAAUAUUUUUUUCAAGUUUCAGAGUUGUUUUCUUAAUUAUUUUUUUGAGAUAUUUUUCCGGAACAAGUCGGGAGGAAUUCAUUCCUUAGUUAUCCUCCAAAUGAAACGUAUGCUUGGCAGGCAUUCGACAAGUCGCGAAGCGAGACGGUCGCCAUCAAAAAGAUGAACUUCUCCGGGAAACAGGCGUCCGAAAAAUGGUCCGACAUCAUCAAGGAGGUCAAAAAUAAACCGCUUUUAUCCCCGGGGUUUUGAUGAACUCAGGAAAUGUAGAGGGGUCUCUGGAGGGGAACAUUUGAAGAUCCCUUCUAGGGAUUUUUUUUUGGCUAAAGUGGCCUAAACGUCUCCAUCUAGCUUUCUAAAUCAGAAAACAUCACUUUAGGGACCACUCAAAAUGUAGGUUCUUUCGGAGGGGUCCCUAGAGGGGCAAAUUUAAAGACCUUUGAAGGCCCCCUUUUAGGGAUUUUUCGCAAAAUUGGCUGCUCUAAAGGAGGGACGCCAGAGUGGUCACUAUAUGGAUCAAGGAGGUCAAUACAUCUGUUCUAUGGGGGUAUGAAAAACAAGAUUAGCGAAAUUUACGUUGGCGAACUAAUCGAAGACCGCAAAAUCGCGGGCGGUGUAUGCCACCGUGUAUGCAUACUGUUUGCGAAAAAAAUCAAUAAACACCUUUCCGACGGAACUUUUUCCGACUUUUUGCCUUUUUCAAAUUUUUUUGGAUUUCGUCACUCAUUUUUUUGUUUUUUUCUGUUAUUUCAUCUUUUUCAUCGCAUUAUGAUCCUUGUAUCGGAAAAAAAGACCUCAAGUUUUUGUUUGAAGUAAAAAAAUUUUUUUGGAAUAAUUUUUCGUCGUGAUGGCUGUUGGAACAUUGUUUAUAACAGUUUUUUUUCUGCGUUUCAAUUACAGAAUGAGUGAAGAAGAAAAGAGCUAUGAGAGAAACAUUGGAUGACAUGCUUGAUUACUUGAGUGACGCUGAUUCCUACAAAUCUGUAAGUUAUUGUUUUCGUUUCGGGCAACAUCAAAAUUUCCUAUAUCUUUCACAUUCUUCUCGUGUCAUUUCUUAUUUUUCCAAUUUCUUGUUUUAUUUCAUUUUCUUUCACCAUAGUCCAUAGAUUUGUUGUUUCCAAAUCUUUUUUUUUCAUUGACAUCGUUUCCUAUCGAUAAAUAUAUUGUUAUCGAGAAAAAAAUUAGGAACAAUGCGUACCAGAGGAUCAUAAUGCGAUGGAAAAAGAUGAAAUAACAGAGAAAAACCAAAAAAAUGAGUGACGAAAUCCAAAAAAAUUUGAAAAAAAGAGGCAAAAAAAGUCGGAAAAAAAGUUCCGUCGGAAAGGUGUUUAUUGAUUUUUUUGCGCAAACAGUAUGCAUACACGGUGGCAUACACCGCCCGCGAUUUCGCGGUCUUCGAUAAGUUCGUCAACGCAAAUUUCGCUAAUCUUGUUUUCAUACCCCCGUUCUAUGAUGGCACUUGGAUCCUCAGAGUGGUCCCUAGAGGGGCAAAUUUGAAGGCCCCUUUUUGGGAUUUUUUGCAAAAUUGGCCACUUUCGGGGAGCAUGUCAGGGGUCCCUGUACGAUCUUCUAGCUUUUAAAUCAGAAAAAUUCAAUUUAGGGAUUACUUAAAAUGUAGGGGCUUAGGAACGCCAGAGUGGUCCUAGAGGGGCGAAUUUAAAGGCCUUUGAAGACCCCUUUCAGGGAAUUUUUGUAAAAGUGGCCGCUAUAGGAGAGCAUGUUAGUGGUCCCUGUACGUCUCUUUCUAGCUUUCAACUGAGAUCAAAAAAAAAAAAAUCUAGAGAUCACUUUAGGGACUACUCAAAUUGUAGGGGCAUAGGAACGCCAGAGUGGUCCCUAGAGGGGCAAAUUUGAAGGUCCCUUCUAGGGAUUUUUCGCAAAAGUAGUCACUUUAGGCGAGAAUAUUAGGAGUAUGUAGGUCUAGCUUUCAAAUGAGAAAAGUAAAAUCUAAAGAUCACUAUAGGGACUACUCAAAAUUUAGGGGCUUCGCAAAACCAGAGUGGUCCCUAGAGGGGUCUCUGAGGGUCUCCCUUAACUCUUUUUUUAGUGUUUUUAACGAAAAAAUCCGUUUCCAGGUGACUUUUCUCAACAAAAUCAAACACGAACAUAUCGUCGUCUACAAGGCGUGCUUCUUGAAAGACACGACUUGUUGGGUUCGUUUUCUUUUCGAUUUACAAGGGAAAAAAUUUCGAUUUUUAAGGAAGUAUACUCUUUUUAACGUGGAGAAAGGAAGGAAAAAUCGUUUUUUGUGUACUUUUGCCGAAAAAAUUGAAGAAAAAAAGGUCUUUUAGAGCGAAUUUUGUAGUAUUUUUGUGACAUUUCAGUGUUUUUCGAACCAAAUUUUGAAUGGAAUCGACGGAAAUUAGGUAUUUAGAUAGUUUUUUAUGAAUUUUUGGCUGAUUUUGUGGAAUUUCUUGAAAAGUUUUCAGAAUAAAGGCCUUUUUAAGCGAAUUCUGUAGUAUUUUUGUGACAUUUGAAGUUUUUUCGAAACAAAUUUUGAAUACGAUUGACGGAAAUUAUAUAUUUAGAUAGUUUUUUUGUAAAGUUUAUUUGUUUUAGUGUCUAUUUAAAACACAAUUUUGAGCUCUUAAAGUCGAGAAUAAUCAUUUUUUUCUUUGAAUUUUUGCUCGAUAUUAAUAUUUAUUCUUCAGCUGGUCAUGGAAUAUUGCAUUGGAUCGGCGGCGGAUAUCGUUGAUGUUCUGAGAAAAGGCCUCCGCGAAGUGGAAAUCGGCGCCAUUUGUGCUCAGACCCUAGAGGUUUUCGAUUGAAAAUGAAGAAUGGAAAAUUUCUGAAGAAAAUCCGACAUUUCAGCUUAUUUUCAUUGAUAAAAAUCAGGUUUUCUCUGGUUUCUUGAGCUUGAAUAACAUUUUUUUUAUCCCCCCACUUUUUUCUUCUUGUUCUGUAAGCAGGAGGUCCUGAAGUUUUGCAACUUUUCAGCAAAAGUUCAAACUUUGGGGGCGGGGGGGUUUCGUUGAAAUUACAUGUGACGAGUUUUUAUACCGACAUUUUAGCUUAUUUUUUUAUUGAUUAAAAAUCAGAUUUUUCUCUGGUUUCUUGAGCUUGAAUUAGUUUGAAACUAUCCCCCAAGUUUUCCUUGUUUUGGAAGCAGGAGGUCUUGAAGUACUCUUUUUCACCCCCCUAAAUUUUUUUCCUUGUUCUGUAAGCAGGAGUUCUUGAAGUAGUACUACACUGAAGCAAAAGUUAAACCGAAGGGGGUAAAAACUUUUAACGUUCUUUAGUAAAAAUGAUUUUUGGCUGGAAACUUCAGAUGAAUAUCGAUGAUUUCCAGGCCCUGCACUACCUGCACUCCUUGAAGCACAUCCACCGGGACAUCAAAGCCGGAAAUAUCUUGCUAUCCGAUGCGGCCGUUGUCAAACUUGGUGAAUAUGAAAAACAUUUAGUAAAAUGAUAGGGAAAAGGCUUAAAAAUUGCGAAAGUAUCUUUUUUGCACCUUGAAAAUAGUUGAAAGUCUUUUAAAUUUGCAGAAAACCAACUUAAAACGUCAGAUUGAAAAAAAAAAAACAGAUUUUGUCCAUUAAUUGAUCAGCGAAGUAUCACACUUGAAUACAUAGACAACGACAGAAGGGUCGAAAAAGUCUCUAUAGUCCCUUUUUGCUGCCAUUUUGCGCCGUUUCCUGGGCUUUUUUGCGUUAUUUUUGCUGCCUCUCUCUUUUCCACCAUAUCUUGAGCCUUCAAAAUUCCAGAAAAAAAAUGGAAGGCCCCAUAAAGGGACUUAUUUUGGUGCCUUUAUGCGGCCAUUAUCCACCAUUCCGACUUUGCCCGAGACUGAACAGCAUCCAAAUUGGAUUUUAAUAAAGAAUUUGAAGAUAUAGACAAGAUUAGAACCUUUUUUUCUAUAAAAAAAUUCUGUUGGAUAAGAAUGAAUUCAGCGAUUAAUUUUCUUUUCUCAAGCCUCCAUUUUCCCAAAACCUGUACGAAACUUCAGUAAGAAGGAAGUUCGUUCCAUGAAUAAACUUAAAAAGUGUCAUUUUUGAGCUCAUGUGACAUUUUUGAUGGGUGACUUUGCCUUUAUGAAGUUAUCACUUUUUUUUUUCACACGUGCUUUUUUAAAUAAUUUUUUCCUCGUUUCAAAAUCAGUUUGAAAUCUUCUCAAAUUCUCCCUUUUUACGAUUUGCUAGAUUUUUUUUGCCCAAGUUUAAUUUAUAACAGUUUUAAACAACCCACCUUCUUAGGAAAUCCAGAGCGGUCCCUAUAGGGGUUAGGGGAACAAACAGCCCCUAUAGGGAACGAAAAAGUGGUCCCUAUAGGAGUUUCGUGGUUUGACCCCUUACGCCCAAAGCUCAAGUGGACCCUAUAGGAUCAAUUUCAUUCAAAAAACGCUUAUUUAUUCAGUUUUUCACAUGGAAAUGCUUCUUCACUUCGAGUUCAUAACAAUCAUCGACUAGCUUGUCCCCUAUAGGGACCAUUCUGGAGUUGCUAACUUUUUCUUUAUAGAAAAUGCAUUUUUCACUUCACGUCAACUUUUCUUUAUUGACCUUUAUCUCCUCUAUUUUGGUCAUGGAAGUUGGUUUCCCUACGUUUCGAAACGAAUCGAAAUAAGCAAAGAACUUCAUUGAAAAGUUAUUAACAGGCAAUUUCUCGCUGCAUUAAUAUGAUUUUCGUUGAUUUUCCCAUCAUUUUGAAGUGUGAAGACUUUAUUUUUUGGGACAUUAUGAUUUUUCAACUGUUAGGACACUUUUUUCGCUUAUCACUUUGAAAAGGUCCUAAGUAAAGACCUGAAAAAAUCACUUUUAGGAUUUUCAAAAGUGUUUUUUUAGGAAUUUUCAUGUUGGGCUAUGUAUUUAGACUUUUUCUUCAAGAAUUUUGAUUUUUAGGAAAUUUUUGUUAGCACCUUUUCAUCAUUUCUAACGUUGGGAAUAUUUUUUUUUGCAAUUUUUAUGUCUUUCUUUUCAGAUUUUCUAGAUUUUUUGCCUGAAUCCCUAACUAGAAUGAAGUAUUUCAUUCAGAAACCUUUUUAAGAUGGAAUAAAUUUGCAGCGGACUUCGGGUCGGCCUCGUUGAUCAACCCGGCCCAAACCUUCAUCGGAACCCCGUUUUUCAUGGCCCCCGAAGUGAUCCUGGCGAUGGACGAGGGCCAUUACACCGACCGGGCCGAUAUCUGGUCCCUCGGGAUUACCUGCAUUGAACUCGGUUGGUUUUGGGGGAGAUAUACAGCAAAAAUAGCGAUUUUUUGAGCUGAAUUUUGAGAAGAAAGUUUGAAAGAAAAAAAAAAUAUUUUUCAGCCGAACGAAGGCCGCCGCUGUUCAGCAUGAACGCCAUGUCCGCCCUGUACCAUAUCGCCCAAAAUGAGCCCCCGACCCUUGCCGAAGUCCCGUCGGGUCAGCCCGCCUGGUGAGGAAACAAAAUAAGGAAGAAAUACACCUAAAACACAAGAAAAAACACAGAAAAUUGCAGAAUUUUCGAAGAAUUGACAGCAAAAAUAUUGUUGAAUUUACAUUUUUACCCGAUGGCCAAAUCACUUGGUACUCAGGGACUCCAGAGUGGUCCCUAUAAGGGCCCUUGGAAGGUCCCCCCUCUGGACCACUUUACCAACCCCUAUAGGGGCCACUAGAGCUUGCAAAAGUGACCCCUAUAGGGGACGAAUGCUAUGAACUCCAAGCAAAAAACUAAAUAAAUAAGCGUUUUUGAGUGAAAUUGAGAGACCCCUAUAGGGUCCACUUGAGCUUAAGGGGCUAAGGAAACCCCUAUAGGGACCACGUUGAUUUUACCCGUAUAGUGACCACUUUUUCGUCCUCUAUAAGAGAUGUUUUCUGCCCUAUCCCUAUAGGGACCGAGCUUCAGGGGCUAAUGGGUCAGACCCUAAACCCCUAUAGGGAACAUCUUAAUUUUACCCCUAUAAGGACCAGUUUUUCCCAAUUUGAUUUUUCUUUAUUCUUUCUAUAAAUAAUGUCGUUGUAUGUCCCCGGAAUUUUUUUAAAUAAUAAUUUGUUUAUGCACAUCGGAAAAAUAGUAAAACGAAAAUAUACAGUUUAUUAAAAAAUAAAAGGCUUCUAAAAUGAAAUGAGUACAGCAUUUAUUCGAUUUUCGAACAUUUCAAUCGAAUUUUGUCAUUUUAGGUCCCCGGAAUUUGUUGAUUUCGUCGACCGAUGUCUGAGGAAACCGGCGGAAGAGCGAAUGUCCAGCGCCGAAUGUAAAAAGGUUCAUUUUUACCCCAUUUUUCCGUUUUCCAUUGAUUUUGAGCUCUCUCUUUGCAUUUCCCAUGAUUUUUCAUCUUUCAGCACCCUUUCAUCACCCGAAAUCGACCACGAGACGCCAUCCAUGAACUUAUUAAUCGAACCAAAUCCAUGGUUUUUUAUUCCAAUGAUUUUUGUGAUUUUGUUGAUUUUUAGGUAAUGGAAUUAGACAAUUUCCAGUACAAAAAGAUGCGAAAACUGAUGUAUUUGGACGAGGCUGAAGGAAGGGACAGUGAAACCAAUGGUAAGGGAAAUGGGACAUUUUUGAUGUUUUGAGAAGGCUCGAAAUUGAUAAAAGGAAGAAAAUAGACAUUUUUUGAAAUUUUGAUGUGAAUUUUGAGUUUUAAAUGGUAGAUUUUUGAAGUUUCUGAAUGGAAAAAUUAAUUUUUGGGCAAAAUUUCUGAAUUACUACUGAAAUUCUGAUCAAAAUCAAGUUUUUCUCAAAGGAGUUUCUUAAAUUUUCAAGGUUUUUGGAAUGUAAAAAUAGAACUAAAAAGGUUUUUUUAAAAAUUAAAAAAAUUGAUUUUUUUACAUUUUUUUCUAAGCGUUUUAGAAGCUUUAAUUAUACUUUCAGAUCAAAAAAUCAGAAGAAAAAAGAGAUUUUCAGGGGAAAUUGGGAUAAUUUUUUUGAGUUUUCUGAAAAAUUCUCAUGAUUUUUAGGCCUCCUCGAAGCUUUAUUCGAGGAAAAAAAUCUCAUUUUCAGAAAAAAAUAAUAGUUUUAACUAGGAAAAAAAGCCAGUAAAAUAAGGAGCUUUCUGAGAUUUUUAACUCAUUACUUUUUUUGAAAAAAAUGAUUAGUUUUGAAGCAGGUUGAAAUUUUUUUAGUAUAUUCAUUCCUUAUACUAAAGAUUUUUGAAGAAUUUAUAAAUCUAAAAACACUUUUUAUGACCCAUUUUCAUCAAACUCCUGACCGCUGUGUACAAUUUACUACCUUUUUGAGGGCUUUUUUUAAAAAUUAAUUUUAAUGAUUUUUUUGAUUUUCUGUUUUUCCCGCACUAAUGAAAUGCUGAGAAUAUUUGGUUUUUCUUGUCCUGAUUAUGUAUUUUUUUCAGUUUUUUUUAAUCUUUAUUCAAAGAUACCGGCUCUAUGAAAAUGUUUAUUUGGAACUUUCUUUACUUUUUAUUUCGUUUUUUUACAUUGAAAAAAAUGGGCAAACACAGAAAGGUGUUAAAGUUUUUGAAGCCUAAGAAAUACAUUUUUUUCGCGUUUUUGAAAAAGCUUUUUUGAAAAAAAAUUGAACUUUCUUCAGUUAAGUUGAUGAUAUUUUAAAGAUCGAAGUUCGAUUUUUUUCAAUUUUUUUAAUGAUUAUUAUUGUUUUUUUAAAUCCAAAAUAACUGGAUUUUGAGGGAUUUUUGAGCUUUUUUUCAGAAGUUUUUUUGAUUAAUUUUCAUUGAGCCGAAAGUUUCUGAAAGUAGAGAAAAAUAGGUUUUUUUGACUUUUUGGUUCUUUUUCGAUCGUUUUUUUGAUUUUCUAUUGAUAAUUUUCCCAAAAGGGUGGUGAUUUUUGAUUUUAUACAUUGACUAAAAAUACUUGGUUUUUCUUGUCCUCACUCUAUGACUUUCUUUGAGUUUUCUGUUCAGCCCAUUUUACAGAUUCCGGCUCGGCUCGAAUCCUCUUCGCCGGCGGCUCCGAAGACCUGGACGACAACGUCCCGGAAGCCUUGUCCCUCGGAAAAGGUCCUCAAAACGUCCUAUUUUCAGUCUUUUCCAUACAUCGGCUGGGCUCCUCACCUAGCCUUUGGCGCGUUUGAAAAUGUACUGAAGUAGGCAGCUCUUUUUUUAGGGGGAAGCAGUUUGAGACCCCCAGGGUGAGAUCCAGCCGACGUAUGGUCUUUUUUCCGAUUUUCCUCACCCCACUGAAAUUCUUUUCGAUUGACGCAUGUUUUGUGUUGACUUUCUGUGGCGUCACACGGGUGUUUGCAAAUUAUUCAUCUUUGGGCAAACUUUUGGUGGAAUUUUGUCUGGGGUUUUUGAGUUUGGGAAGGAGGGGAUCGAAAAAAGAAAAAAUUUACCUGGAAAAAGAGAAAGUGAGUUUUCAAAGAUACUUUUUGUCAAAACUCAAGUUUUAAUACUAAAAUGCUCUAGGAAAUUGUAAUUUAGUUGAUUUCAUAAUGGAAUAUUUCACUUUUGUACCUCAAAACUUUCAAAAAACGCCAUGCGAAGAAAACAGUUUUUUUCUUUGAAUUUUUUGGAUUUUGAAAAAAAAUCAGUUCAUUUUGCGCCUCGGAAUUUUAUGAAAGUCUCUUUGAACAUUCUCUGAAGCUCUAGAAAACGAUUCCUCGUAUCCGCUACCUUCAGAAAAUUCCAUUUUUUGAGCUAUGACUAUUUCAAUAAUUUUACUUUUUUCUCUCCUAAAACUUUUCUAGCCAAUCUUUGAGUUUUCCAAACCGCCAAGUUAAAUUCUUCCUUGUGAGGUUGGAACUUAUUUGAUUUUUUUGAAGCCAUCUUCCUGGGAGUGAAAGUAUUCUUUGAUAUUUGAAAAAAUUGGAAUCCCUUAGUUAUGUCGGAAAAGAUACGAAAAAAACGCUUUAUUGAUCAAAAAUUCCUGUUCAGGGAUUUUCAUUUUUCUGGAACUUUCUGGAAUCAUGAUGACUGUUAUUUGUAUCACUCUGGUGAAAAAAAAAUCCGUUCGAAGAAAAAUGCACUUAACUAGGGGUGAAAUUUUGAUGAGACUUGACUGAAAUGUACUUGAGGGCCUCUUGGUUCUAGAAAGAGGAAGAAAAAUCUCUCUUGAUUGGUUUGAUUUUCGAGGGUUUUUUUGUCAUAAUUUGCUAAUUUUGCAAUCUUAGAAGCUUCAUAAACGAAAAAAAAAGUCCAUAAAAAACGUUCUGUGGUUAGAAAGUUUCGAAAAGAUUGAGGUCCAAGGAAGUUAUGAGAAAAAACAAUUUUUUUUGAUUUUUGAAAGAAUGUUUUCUAGCUGGUGAUUCGACGAGCUCGCGGAGCAACUCGUUGGCCUCGUUCCGGUCGAUGCAGAGCAGCGGCGGCGGAGGUCUCGCCGUCUCGACGUCGACUACUGGCGGCGUCGGCGGAUCCUCCACCUCCGCUGUCCGGAAAAGACCGACCAUCCUGAACAGUGCCCUGACGAGAAGCGUCGACAUGACCUCCAGCUCCUCGCAGGUGGAAUAUCUCUCUUAAUUUAGAAGGAAAAAGGGGUAUUGGGCCAGAAGGUCUAGGGGUCAUGGAAAGGCUUAGAUUUCGAGAAAAAGAGCCAAAAUCUUGAUGAGUUCUCAGGAACAUAUACGGUAGCUUAUAAAAGUAAUCAAGUUUGCAGUUUUUGACAACUUUUCAAGUCUUCUUGUCAAAUUUCUAAUUUUUUCGACGAUAAUCAAGGUUUCUAGAUACUUUUUUCGUUGAAAGAAAAAAAAAUGAAGAAAUGUAUUUUUUUGAAAGGUGUAAAAAUAUAUUCAAGACCUAGAAGCCACGGGAAAAUCUCAAAAAUUAGAAUAAGAAAGAAGAAUUUGACAACGAAAUUUUUUUCGCCUUUAUUCGCAACAGUUCUCGAUUCCAAACACUUAGAUUUUAUGAAAAAUGGCUUUCCAGAAAGUUAUGCGAAAAUUAUCAAUUUCAAAAGUUUAAAUCAGACUGCAUUUUUGUGUAUAAGCUCAAGGAUUCUAUAGCUCGUUUUCACAUUUGAAGAUUCCUUCCAAUCCAAUUUUUUUCCAUGACUUGGGUCGGAAUUUCAAUUUUGACUGAUUUUGAGGUGAAGAAAUGAAAACUAUAACCCCAGUUUAUCUUUCUCGCUGAAAAUUGGUUCAAUUGUUUUUUAUUCAGUGGAAUCAAUAAGAGAGCUUUUUUUUUAUAACAAUGCAAUCCAAUUUUUCCAUUGAAGCGAACACCCCACUGACAGUUUUGAAUAUGAAACUUGGUUCCAUUGGUUGAUUCCAGGGACCGACGAUGAUCCCGGUGGGAGACGUCUCCCUGGGGACGAGCUCCCACGACGCCGACGAGUCGGAGAGAGACGACGCCAGCGGCAGCCGGGCGCCCUCUCCGCCCAUUGCUGUGACUGCCCGCGACCUCCAUCUUCAUAACCUCAGGGUGAAUGGGAGGGAUGACAUGAUGAAGAGAAGAUGAUCAGGAUUUUCUUCAGAAAGAAAACAUUUCUGACGACUUUUUCCUAGGAAAAAAAAAGUAAGGUGCUGAAAAAAGAUGAUUUUUGAUAUUAUUUUGGCGUUUUUUUGUCAGUUCUGCACGUUAUUUUUCUCAUUGGAGCGCAAUAUCAACAUAAUCCUAGGAAGGAACUCGGAAAAAUUUGGAUUUUUAAAUGUCAGCGAGCUUUUCGAAUAGUAGCUGGAAACAAACGUGGAUUGAAAAAUAGAUUUUUUUCGUAUUCUUGUCGACCUGUUAGGGACUUUACUCGUUGGGAACGUGGUUCUUGAUUUUGAAAAAAGAGGAGAUUACGAGAUUUUUAAGCUUGAGGGUAAUAGAAGUUAGGAAAACUCGCUGAAAAUCAAUUUUCGGAAUGAAAAAAGGAAAAGUUAAUUCUUAUAAUGGCAGUACUUUAUUAAGGGAUGGUUACUUUUUGCCUUUUUUUUCAAAAAGUUUUGCUCUAUUUCUCCGAAAAAUUCUGGAGAAGCGAGUAGAAGUAUACAAAAAGCAGAACAAAGAAGAGCAUAAGAAAAAUAGUUUUUUUCAAAAAGAAAAGAAAGGAGAAAAAAAUAGAUUUUUUUGGAAAUGACUGAUUAUUUACCUGCUUUGAGCCUUUUUUUCGUGAAGUUUUUUUCAAUAAUUUAUCACAAAAACAAUAAGCAGAACUGAAUUUUCCUCUUUUUCCACUUUUGAGCCCCAUUUUUUGUCGCUAGAAGGCUUUUCUUUUCUGAUUUUUGCUCCUUUUUCCUUUUUUUAUCUCGGAAUAUGUUUCUCAAAGCAAAAAAAGUUGUGAGUGAAUUUCGAUUGAAGUAAAAAGAGCAUUUAGAAAGAAAAAUUUCCAAAUUUGAAUCGAGAAAAAUUACAUUUUUAGCGGAAAGGGAAUAAAAAAAUCCAUUGAAAGAUGAGUUUUAAAUUGAUUUUUUUCGGAUUUUUUUGCGUAAAAAAAUAGGUUUUUUUCGAAAGAAUAUUAAUGGAAAGUUUAUUUUUUUUCAGUCAUGGAUUGAUUUUUGGUUGAAAUGUACUUCCUUUUUUUCUGUUCUUUCCAGGAUUAGAAAAAAAUUAUAAACAGAAACGAGGAACUUUUUUUCUGAGGUCAAAGAUUGAUUCUUUUUUGGGCCUUCUUGUUUAUAAUUUGAGUGGAGAGAGGGGGACUUUGGAUCAAGUUUCAUUUUUUUCUGACAGUUUUUCUUUUUCAUCAUCACAAUGAGUUUUUUUCACACCAUCUAGUGAAUUUUUUUAAAAGCCUUUUUUUCUUUUUUUAGGCUUUUUUUCUUAAAUUUCAACACGGAGAUUUCAAAAAUAAAGCUAUUUCGCUCAUAAUUAUGGUUUUAAUGUUUCAAGGUUGAUUCAAAUCUCUGAAAAACCUUUUUCAAGGUUUCGUAAUAAUUUUCGGAUUGGGAAGUUAGGCCGUGACUUUUUGGAAAUUUAGACCAUGUAUUUGUGAAAUACGACCUUGAUGAUAAUUAAGGCGUUAAUUUGUUUGAUAAUAUCAGUUUUCUUUCAUUUUUCUUCCAUUCCUAUUAGUUUCGAGUGCUUAUCCGCCAAUGAGCAAUCUGCACGACAAAUACAAAAAAAAAUCAAAAAAAACUAAAAUAAUUUUGAGACGAAAAAAGCCUCGAUCCCUAUUUUCAACUCCUAUUUUCAGUUGUUCAUUCAAAAAAUGACUAUCUUUCAACUUUUCAACGAUUUUUCGGAACUUUCUCCCAUUUUUAUUAUCUAUCCGUACACUAAGAAUAACUGACGAGAUAAACGCGAGCUCGGUGGCGGUACAUUGACUAACUCGCAAAAAUGUCGCUUUUUUCUAGGCGCGAUCCAGCAUUUCUCUCGGCGCGACCUCGCAUUUUUCUCGGCGCCAUCUCGCAUUUAUCUUGCAUUUCGGAAAUUUUCAAAUUGCGAGAGAAAUGCGAGCUCGCGCCUAGAAAAGUGCGAGCUGGCGCCCAGAAAAAUGCGAGACCGGCGCGAGAAAAAAAGCGAGAUGUUUGCGAGCUCGUCAAUGUACCGCCAGUGUCUCGCGUUUAUCUCGGCAGUUAUUCUUAGUGUAGUCUCAAAUUGUCUCUAUAACUUUACCGUUCCAAUCGAAAAUCAAUAUGUAAUUUUUGCAUUGCUUUUUGUUACGAGUGCCUCAAUGGAUUUGCACGGUUUAUACGGUAGUUAUUUGGAAAGUUAGGCCGUCAUUCUUAUUUGUGAAAUACGACCUUCAUGAUUAUUAGAACGGUAAUUGUUUCGUUUUUCUUUCUUUCUUAUAGUUAAUUCUAUUUAUAAUUUUUCUUGUUUCUGUUUUUUUAUGGGUUUUUAAUUUCCUUCACUUUGUGUCAAAAAAAUCGAAUUCCAAAUAGAGAAUUGAAGAAAAAUAAAAAAAUCAAUAAAUAGGAAAAAAACGGAGAAUUUUUUAACUGUAAGAAUGGAAGAAUAAUCAACGUAUUAAUCGAAGGUCGUAUUUCACAAAUGGAAAUGAUGGCCUAACUUUCCAAAUAAUUACCGUAUGCACCAUCCAAACUCUUAUAUGACACGACGUAACAAAAAGCUAUGUGAAAAAUAUAUUAUUACUUUUCGAUUGAAACGGAAAAGUUAUGGAGACGAUUUGAGACUACGAAUUGCUAAUAAAAAAAUAAAAGAGUUCUCAAAAAAAUCGUUGAAAAAAAUGGAAAAAAAUACUCAUUUUUUUGAAUCAAAAACUGAAAAAUAGGAGUUAAAAAAAUAUGAACCGAGAAUUACACAAAAAGGUUAUUUUGAAAUAAAAAAAGGCGCACUUAAAUCGAAAAAUAUCCCUUUUUUUGUUUUAUAGAACAAAUUUUUUUAAUUAUUCAGAAGCCUAACUUCCAAGCUUCAAUGAAACUUCUGCUGGGAAUUUUUUUCAAUCGCUUCAGUUUUGUCCAAAUGAUAAAAAAAUAUACAGACUUUUUCCAAUCAAAAUUGAUCUUCAAAAUGUUUUUCAAUUCUUUACUGUUUCAAAAUUGCUCAAAAAUUAAAAAAAUGCUUUUUUUCAGGGGAGUUUAUUUUUUUUCCGUAGAAGGCAACUGUAUUAAUAUGAAUCAACUGAAAAUCAGUUUUACCAGCUUUUUCAAACCGAAAAAUGGUUUUAAAAAGUUUAAAAUUUAAGAUUUGAAAAAUUUUUUUGGCUUUGAAGACGUUUUUAUGCUGAAUUUCAACCGUAAACUUUGAAAAACAACGACGAAUAUUAUUUCAAAGGGCUUUUUUUCACCUUUUUUUAAAAAAAGGAUGUAAAUUUUUUUGUUUUGAAAUCAGUUCAAAAUCAUAAAUUUCUCUUCUUAUCACGGUUUGCUAGAUAUUUUUUUACAUAAAUUUAACCAAGAACAGUUUGAAAUAACCCACUUUUUUUUUUGAAAAUGAAGUUUUCACUUCACGUCAAUUUUUUUUUCAUUGACCUUUAUCUUCUCUAUUUUGGUCAUGGAAGUUGGUUUCCAUACGUUUCGAAAUGAAUCUAAAUAAGCAAAUUAUUUUAUUCAAGUGUUGUGAAAGCGCAAUAUUUCCUUGAUAUAUUUAUAUAAUUUUCGUUGAUUUAUCCAUCAUUUUGAAGUGUGAAAGACUUUCUUUUUCAGGACUUUAUCUUUCAAUUGUUAGGAUUUAUUUUUUAAUGGGAAUUUUCUGUAGGACACUUUCCUUUUUGGGGAGGAUUAUACCUUUUUUUCAGACCUUUUUUGUUGAGAAUUUUUUCAGGUCUUUACUUAGGACCUCUUCAAAAUGAUUACCGAAAAAAGUGUCCCACAAACAAUCUCAUCAAAAAAAUAUUAACAGUUGAAAGAUAAAAAGGUCCUGAAAAAAAAAGUCUUCACACUUCAAAAUGAUCGAAAAACCAACGAAAAUCAUAUUAUUGCAGCGAGAAAUUGCCUGUUAAAAACUUUCGAAUGAAGUUCUUUGCUUAUUUCGAUUCGUUUCGAAACGUAGGGAAACCAACUUCCAUGACCAAAAUAGAGAAGAUAAAGGUCAAUAAAAAAAAUUGACGUGAACUGAAAACUUCAUUUUCAAAAAAAAAGUUGGUUAUUUCAAACUGUUCUUAGUUGAAUUUAGGCAAAAAAAUAUCAGAUUUCGAAAAAAACAUCCUUGUUUAAAAAAAGGUCAAAAAAGCCCUUUAUAAAAAAAUUCGUCGUUUUAUUGAAAGGUUCCGGUUGAAGUUCAGCAUAAAACGUCUUCAAAGCCAUAAAUUUUCAAAUCUUAAAUUUUAGACUUUUGAAAGCAUUUUCGGUUUAAAAAAGCUGAUAAAACUGAUUUUCAUUUGAUUCAAUUUAUUUUUCCAGAAAAAAAGUUUUUUUGUUUCUAAUUUUUUUGGGGUUGAAUUCAUGAAUUUCUUGUUGGGAAUAUUUUUUUGAACCUUUCAUCAUUUUUACUGUUAGAAAUCUCUUUUUUCAGACUUUUUUUAAGACCUUUUUUCGGUCUUUGAGACUUCUUCAGUAUAACAGUUGUUAGUAUUUUUCUCCAGUACUUUUUUUAUCUUUUCUCAAAAAAGUUUCUUUUUCGGCUAAGGAGAACCUUUUUUCAUCUUUCUAACUGUUAAUCCUCUGCAGGAAGAAGUGGCGACGAUCGGAAAAUCCAAAUUCUCGACACUACGCUCGGCGAAACUGAUCAACCGCGAACAAGAGGAAUACAACAAGGAGAACAACAUGCACGAGCAGAUGAGCGGAUACAAACGUCUCAGACAGCAGCACGUCAAGGAGAUCAAGCAGGUCAGAGGGGAGAAAAUUGAACAAAAAAAAAUGAGAAAAUGUCGUUUUUCGACAACUUUGGGAUGAGCUCUAGGAAGUUAUAACAGUUCGUAAAAAGUCAUUUAUUAACUUCGAUUUUUUUAAAUUUCUGUACUCACUACCCAAGAGACACCUACUUGAAAACAUUUCCACCGCUACUUUUUUCUGCCCUUUUGAAAACUAUCGAAAAAAAUGUGGCUUACGUUUCAAAUCCACAAGAAUUGGCUACAUUUGAAAAUUGUGGGAAGGAAAGAUUCAAUUUUGCAGUGCGAAGAGCGGUGUACACAGGAGCGCGACGUCCUACGGGUGAAGUUGGACCGGGAGCUCGAGCAGCUCACCAAUACCUACGGCAAAGUAAUAUGGACCAUAUAAGGAAUAAUGAUACUUUUUUUUAUUUUUCAACUUGUGGGAAAAUUAACAGGGUUAGAUAACAAAAUUUAAGAACGACGGUGCGAUUUUCAAAAAAAAAAGAAGACCAUUCAACUUUUCGGUUGGGGAUUCCCUGCAACUUGGCCAGAACAUUCCUUGAAGUACCAUAAGAAUGCCCUAGAAGUCCCAAUCUGUGCAAGUUCCCAGUUUUCGAGAAUUAAGGGUUCAAAGUCCCUAAAUGGCCUACUUUAACGGGUUCUGAGGGUUUUCGUUGAUUUGGUUCAUCAAGGGGUGUGCUCGCCGUUUUUUAAGGAACUCCCAACCACAUAGUGAAAUCAAUUUUGUUGUUAGAUCAGUGAAAUAUUACGUUAUGGAUGUAAUAAGUUUGAAAAAAAACCUUGAAAAGCUUUUUUUUUUAAACUCUUCUUUGAAGGAAAAACAACGGGUCAAAGUGGCGCACCAGAACGAGUUGGACAAGAAAAAGCGGGAGAUCGAGGAAGGCGAGAGGAAGCUCCGGAAACAGACGGCGGUGAUUGGAUAGAAAUGAUUGGUCAAUAAAUCGAUUUUCAGUCCAAAAAUCAACAAAUGAUGCGGGUUUUCGCGACGGCGCAACUCAAGGAGUACAAACACAACAAGGAGAUUCAGAAGGAUGUUGGUGGUUCUUUCAGAAAAUAAUCAAAAAAGCUUCCAAAACAUUUUUUAUCCCAUUUUUCAGCGCUUCCGAACGAUGAGCAUGUCGAGAAGUUCCAUGGAAACGGCCAUGAAGGAGGUGAAGGCGCAGCUGAACCGACAGAGGGAGCAGCUCGAGGCGGAGUUCGAGACGAAGCAGCGGGCCGAGGCCGACGACGAGCUCGUCCGAUACCGCCGAUCCCAGCUCAGUCGACUCCACAGCCUCGAGGAGAAGCUCGAGGAAGAUGUUCGUCGGAUUUUCCUUAGAAAGGAUAAAAUGCCUCUACAGUCUGUUCAGAUUUUGAAUGUCAAGUGCAAUGACGUCAUUCAAAAACACUCUCUGAUUGGUUUAUCGCGCCAUUAGGGGCGGAGCUUGAGCGACGGCUUGACAUUCAAAACCUGAACACACUAUAGGCUCAAUAUGAAACCAAACUGUUUUUCAAGCCAAAGUUGGAAGUUUUUGUGAAAAGGCCUGACGGAGAAGAAAUUAACUUUAGAUAAGCCAAAGCUUUAAGAAUUUUUUUGCCGGUCUUUCGAGAGAAAAAAAAAUUUGUAGAGUAAAUUGAAAAAAUUAUGAUAUAGCUGAUUCACGGCCAGCUUGGGACGCUAAGGGGCGUGGUCUCUCUGCGCUCUCCACGAGCCAGGCACUAUCUCCUUUCUUAUCGUGUCAGGACCCUUUUUUCGAUGGCUCAAGCCAGCCGUGAAUCAGCUAUAUACAGGAUAAUAUAGGCGUCAGAAAAGCAGAAAAUAACAAAACUGAAAAAAAGCUAAAUUAUCUAAAAAAGCUUGAUCCUUAAAGUUGGCUUUUUUUCGGAAAAAUCGAAGCAAAUAAAUGGAUCUUUCAAGCUUCUCACGAAAUUCUGCCUUUUUCAAACUUUUUAUAGCCUUCGAAGACCUAAUUUUUCAUUAAUAUAAAAUGUAGAGAGAUUUUUAGCUCGGCCUCCUUGAAAUCCUUAAGAAAGAUUUGGGCCAGAUCUUUCGGAAAAAGAAGGAAAAGAAGAUGUAAAAAUAAUGAAAAGCCUCAAGAAAAGUUGAAAAAUAGGAAGUCAGACGUUUUGAGCUCGAAAGUUGGUAACCUUUCUCUUAGAACAAAAUUCAAAAAAGUCAUUUUAUCUGAAGAUAUCCUUGCAGGACAUGAACAUCCAAGAACGACAGAUGGAAACGCGACAGGCCUUGCUGAUGAAACAGCACGAAAUGACCCGAAAUCUCGAAAUCGAACACCUCACCGAGCUUCACGUCCUCAAGAAGAAACAUCAAGUUUAUAUUGAUUUUUAGAAUUAAUGAAAAGAAGCUUGAAAUACCUUAGAAGUCAAAGAGAAUUAUGUUUUUUGCAGUAUUUUAACUAGAAAACGUUCUUUUUCUCACUUUUUGAAAUUUUUUAGAUUUUUCCAAAGCUACUUUUCUUUCAGGACGCCCAGUACGAAUCCGAAACGGCCAACCAGAACGAGUACACCCGAAGGUUGACCGAAGAGUUGCGGAAAAAACACGCGCUCCAAAGUCGACAGCAGCCCAGAGAUCUCAAGGUUUGAAGAAAUUAGCCGUGGAGCGCGAAAGCUUGACGCGAAAAAAUAGCCUUUUACUGAAAGCAAUAAAAACAGUCCACUGGGAAAAGUUUUGAAAAUCUCUCAAAUUUCCUCCGAGAACAGUUCUUAGAUAUUUGUGGCCUGAAAAAGUACACAGGUUAACCUUGCCAGAAAUCCUCAACUUCUUGUAUAUUUUUGAGGUUUUCCACUUACCUGAUAAUUGCUAGAUAAUUUCAACUCGGUCAAAGAGAAUUUUCAGCUGAAAGAGCAACAAAUCCGGAAACAGUACCGACAGGCCGUCAAAACCCAAACCCGACAGUUCAAACUGUGGCAGACUCAGCUGCUGCAGUCGGUCGCCAGAGAGGAGCAGAAGGAGGUCUCCGCCAGGCUCAAGGAAGUGAGCGCGAUUUUUGGGAGAUUGACCUCGUUAAUAAUGAGUAAGAAGCAAUAGGAAGAGUAUGUAAGGAUCCGAGUUGAAAAAAUAAUGGUGCGCGAUUUUAGAGGGAAGGUGCACGAUGUCAGGGAAAGGGGCUUUAAGGGAAGAAAUCGAACGUAUGGAGGCAAUUAUAAAAGCAAUAAAAAGAGUUCCUAGAAAUCUGAUUACAAAAAAAAGAGGGAGGGUGCGCGAUUUUUGAGGGGUGGUGCGCCAUUUCUAGUGGAUUGAUACCAGGGGAACGGAGGGUGGCACGAUUUUGGAGAGGACCAGUUCUUGAUAAGGAGAUGAAGCCUUUAAAAGUUUCCUUUAGGCUCUAAAAACGAGUUUUAAAAAAUCUGCGGGUUUCGCGCGAUUUAAACGAAUCGUGUAAGGAAAAAAUUUUAAAAAAAACUGAGUUAUGAAAUUUCUCGAAAAAUUUCCUGGCUUCAAACAAGGAUAAAAAAAUUUGAAAUAAAACAAUUCUUGUCAAGCUUGUCACGAUUAGCUUAAUUUUUUUCAAAAUUACAGGAACAAACCCGCAAAUUGGCGCUCCUCGGCUCCCAAUACGAAAGUCAGAUCAAGAACAUGGUCAAGGAAACGACGGUUUGUUUGGGAAAUUUCUAAAAAUAAGACAUAUUUUCACUCAGGAAACAACUCAAUUCUUGUAUGUUAAUGGAAAUUUUACCUGCAAUUUUUGAUCUAUGGGAUUACAGGUGAAGCUGGAGUCGUGGCAAGAAGACGAAGCCCGAACUCUGAGAGAGAAACUCGCCAUGGAAAACGAUCAUUUGAUCGAGUGCCAACAGAAGCAGCUCGUCACCCUCAACGAUCAGAUCGCCAAGGUUUGAAAGAGGGUAAAGAGAUUAAAAAAAUGAAAAAAGGUAGGAUAGAAGGUUUUUGGAGCAGUUUUUGAGUUUUUUAGUGGUUUGAAAGGCUCUGACUUCCCUCGGGGGAUCACUUAGCUUUCUAAACUCUCAUAGCUUGAGUUAGAAAAUUUUUCAUGUUUCACUGAUUUUUUAUUUCAAUCAAUGAGUGUUUUGAGUGAUUAGAUGAAUGCAAAAGGUGAUUUUAAACUCAAUAGACUUGUUGAAAAAGAAACGAUUCGUUGGAUUCCAGGAGCGGGUGCACCUGGAGCAGCGGAUCAGCACCCGGCGAGCCCUUCUCGAGCAGCAGAUUAAGCGCGAACGGGAGGAACUCUCGAAAGUGCGGCGGAUUCGGCUCGAAGCCCUCCACGAACGGCACGCCGAUGAGCGGCAGAGACUCGAGAACAGCUUCCUUCGGCUACAUCAGCAGCAACGGCUUUGA
Messenger RNA from Caenorhabditis auriculariae, 21908 nucleotides. The record is from the annotation of a GenBank genome assembly. NCBI's taxonomy places the organism in Eukaryota, Metazoa, Nematoda, Chromadorea, Rhabditida, Rhabditidae.